AUGGCUAAACCCCCAUCCUCACAACAAACACCUGACAUCCGCGACGACUCGCUGAACACAACACCUGCAACACGUACGCGCUCGCUGGAUCUCUGGUCGAACCCUGAAGAAAUUUCAGAAGAAACGCCGAUUCAAAACGUAUUCAGUGAUGAGUUCUCAGUGGAACCUCUGGAUGGGUUUAAUAGUACUAGGAGUUCGCUCAGCGAAACUACGCCCCGUAACAUUCCACCGAUGCCUUCAAGCGAAGAAACGGCCCCUCCUAUUGUCAGCCCCUUCGGCGACAACGCAGAUAUAUUGUUAACGGAGAUGAUACCUGUGCCAGACGUCCCCUCAAAUUCCGAUAAAAUCAGACACGGCCCACGCGAAAGGAAUUCUAUAGCACGUCCUCUAUCUACUUCAUCUGGAAACUCUGUUGACCCGUAUUCUGCGCGCCGAAGCAUCAGUACGUCGUCUCGCUUCUCCAUGCCCCGUCCCAUGAGCCCAUAUCGGGGUCAAACAGGGCCCAGUCAGCCCUAUGCAAUGUAUCCUCAAGGGAUUGGGGUUACACGAACGUUAUCUACCUCUACUGUCUCUACCUUCCGCCCUCCAGAACGCUCUUUCAUUGCUGCUGCCCCACCACAGCAUCCAUAUGCCAUGUAUUCCCAAAAUACGGUCCCUGAAGAAGCCGUGGAUGAACCCCAAAAUCCGGUCAUACCAAUUGGGUUUUCGAGCCAAAGCCGGGGCUAUCAACUCCCAACAUCUCACACUCCCAACGAAGUCGGGGAUAUCGUUGGUCCGGAUGGCCACACUGAACAGUUGCCUCCAUACUCCCGAUAUCCAGCUAGCCCACCCUCAAAACAAGAACUGUUAGCUGACGAUCAGAAUGACGCUGUACCCCAACCACCUGUGCCGGAAGAAUCACCUACACCUCGUCGACUGACAUCAGAAGUCAGUAUAACAGACAACACCGCUAGUACGGAAACAGAUUCAAGCGAUCAUUCUUCUGACAGCGUCAAAGAAAAGCUGUCUCAGAAAGGACAGAGGAAGGUUUGCUGUGGCAUUCCGCUUUGGAUGUUUUUCCUUGUUGCAGCUGUGCUGCUUUUAGGCACGAUCAUUGGAGGUGUAAUUGGUGGUCUUCUAGGUUCCCAGCAGACUACAAAGCGUAAUCCGCCGACCACAACCUCACCAACCGCUACCGUCACCGUCACCGCCGGGACUCUAGAUGCCAUUCCGGGGCCCACGGAUCUGGGUGUGCUACCCCCGCUUCCAACGGGUAAAUUCGUUGUUCCAGCCAACACACUUCAAAACUAUUCAAGCAAGUGCCUAUCCAAUGGUGUUUACGACAGCUCUUGGCAAUGCCGGACUACAGGUCAGUUUGAUUGUCAGAUUGACGUCGACAAGGAUGAUAAGGCAACGAUCAUUCUCAGUUCCCAUAAUGUGACUGGUAGCUUUUUCUACGGUGCCCAACCGCCCAUUUUCAGAGACCCGGACCACACACUUUCACUAAUGCUUGAUAAAACAAACAUAUCCCUUGGGCCUGCGUUCUUUUUCUAUACCCAACUCGAUAAACUUAUGAUUAUCCCGGAGGAUGAAUUUCCAAAGUCUCCAUCAAAGAGAGGGAUCGAUGGCGCCUCACUGUCGUCAAGGUAUUGGCCGGGACUCCGUCAAAAAGUAGCGGCCUCGCCUGGCGAUAGACCUUGGUUCUGCUGGUGGAAUAGCACGCUUUUGGAAGCAUUCAUCUACGUCAAUGAGACAAGUUCCGCGGCUGCGUCGUCAAAGCUCUCAACCGGUGCAAUGCCUACCCCAACUUCUGUCCCCCGAGCAAAACGCACAUUCGGGACUCGCAACGAUAUCGUUAUUCCUGAAUAUUCAUACUAUCCACGUGCUAUAAAAAUUGAAGAGAUGCGGUAUGCGUCCCACGGACAACCUGCAUACUGCGAGCAGAUGCUGGUAAUGGACGAUAGAUCCCUUUACCGAGUAUCUCAGGAUCAGAUUCCUAUACUGGAGGCUUACACCUCUACAGACGCGCCCUUCCCGUCGGAAAAUAGCAAAUCUUUGGCUCGACGCAACAAUUUUGACGAAGUAGGCUGCUUCUGUCAAUACUUUUAUGUUUGA
Molecule: messenger RNA, 2094 nt
Organism: Ophidiomyces ophidiicola
Lineage: Eukaryota; Fungi; Ascomycota; Eurotiomycetes; Onygenales; Onygenaceae
Exons: 2
Coding region: 1-2094 (697 amino acids)
Source: RefSeq, a predicted model, not a curated record